UAUUAAAAACUUUAAAAAUGGGAAAUGCAAUUGCAAAAGACUAGUAAGUGUAUUUUACUGUUAGCUCCAAGAUGUGCAGUAGGAGAAAGGAAUCCAGCACAUUUUAAAGUGAUUUUGCUAUAGUACAAUUCUCAGGCUUAAAUUGCAUAGAAGAAAAAUUAUUUCAAUCAAUACUGUUAUAGACUCCGCAGACGGCAUGAUAGUGAAGAUCCUAAAAACCAAAGAUACACAGAAAAUAAAGAAAAAAGAAGUAAAGAUGAACAAGAGACCCCAAUUAAAACUUCAGAAAGAGAAGUGUUGUUAAAUGAUGGGAAGCUGCAAAUAUGUGCGCCUAACAAAAAUAAAUCAGGAAGAGGAGGAAUGGAAACUGGAAAAGAGAAAUCUCCCAAGCCAAUGGGAGAGAAAUGGAAGCGGCAAGAAGAUAGAGAUUUAAGAGAAAAACGUUGUUUUAUUUGUGGAAGGGAAGGACACGUGAAAAAAGAAUGUCCACAGCACAAAGGAGCUGCAGGUGUUCUGAUGUUAGAAAAUCCAUGUGGGACCCCUAUAUCCAGUGCUGUUAAACACUCUGGUCGAUUAAAUCAGGGACUAUCUCCACAGGAAGAAAAAAAGAAACAGAAAGGGAAACUACUUUUGAGUCCCCAGUCAGGCAGCCUUUCCAGUAAAUAUAUGACUCAGGGAAAAGCUUCACAGAAGAGACCCCAACAAGAUUCUUAAGAAACUGAAGCAAUCUUUCAGUUGCAAUACAGACCAUCAAUUUCCUUCAGAAAAGUUUAUUUUCUUUUAUAGGCUUUGGGUUCACAAAACAGCAGCAAAAACUGUCUUUGACAUAAAUCUAGAGAAAACACCUUUUAUUUUAAUUAAAUUGCUAAAGUUACAAAGGCAAUGAAUUUUAAUGUUUGUUCAUACCAUGAAUCCUUGCUCUGAAUAGGCUUGAGCAUUUUAAUAGAAAAUCAUGUUUGUAUUUACUAGGUAAAACAUGUAGAUCAGGGAAAUCCUUCACCCAAAUCACUUCUAAGACUUUCUACAUUCAGUGUGAAUGUUUGAGUGCACUUAAAUGAUGUGCAAGCCAAAUAUAAUGUCACCUUCAAAAUAUUAUUUUUGAAGGGUAAAAAGGGUAUUUAUUAAUGUUGAACAUUGAUUCCUUGUGUAAAAGUGUUUGGAAUAUUUCUGGACUGCUACUGCCAUAUUUGCAAAUAUUUUAAACUGUGGACAACUAAAACAUGGACAUUAAGUAAACUUUUAUGUAAAAAUCUUUGUUGAAAGCAGUGCCAAUUUUUCCCUUCUAUUUUAUUAUGAUUGCUAUGCUGCUGUCCUUUCUGUACAGAGAGUUAGAGGCAAGUUAGUUAUGUUUGCUGCUGCUAUGAUUAUUUCCCAUUGUCCACAA
Molecule: messenger RNA, 1384 nt
Organism: Notechis scutatus (mainland tiger snake)
Lineage: Eukaryota; Metazoa; Chordata; Lepidosauria; Squamata; Elapidae
Source: RefSeq, a predicted model, not a curated record